Messenger RNA from Odobenus rosmarus divergens (Pacific walrus), 924 nucleotides. RefSeq lists its product as uncharacterized. The transcript has 4 exons. The record is from RefSeq and is a predicted model, not a curated record. The coding region runs from base 1 to 924 and encodes 307 amino acids. NCBI's taxonomy places the organism in Eukaryota, Metazoa, Chordata, Mammalia, Carnivora, Odobenidae. Gene Ontology annotation, molecular function: RNA binding. Gene Ontology annotation, biological process: poly(A)+ mRNA export from nucleus. Gene Ontology annotation, cellular component: nucleus.
AUGGGUAGAGGCUGGAAGAGUUUUGAGAUGCAUGCUAGAAAAAGUCUGGAUUGCCAUGAAGAGACUGUUGGUAGAAAUGUGGACAUUCAAGGUGAUUCUGACGGCGUGCCGCCGCCGCCGCCGCCGCCACCCCGCGCACUAGAGCCUCGGCGCCAGCCUCGUGCGCCCUCGCCGCCUCCCCGCGGCCCCCGGCCUGCGCCCCUCGGGGUCCCGCGGCUGACCCGCGCGGGAUCAGCGGAGAAGGCGAAGCGGCUGGCUGGGGCGAGGCAGAUGGGGCUCAAGGCGCGCAGGGCGGCGAGGGUGGCUGGCGGCGGCGGCGGCAGGGCCGCUAACCCGGCCGGAGGGGACGCGGCGGCGGCCGGCGACAAGGAGAUUUGGAAAGUGGGGCUGGCGCCCGGCGACGUAAAACAAAUCACCUUGGAGCUCGGGGCCAGAGCUUUCAAAGACGGGACCCUGCUGCUGGAGGGCAGCGGCCGCGACGAGGGGCUGCGGAGGACCCCGCAGGGCAUCGGGCUCCUGGCCAAGACCCCCCUGAGCCGCCCUGUCACGAGGAACAACGCCAAGUCCCCGCGCAUCCAAACUUUGAUCUACGACGCCCUCGAGAGACGGCGGGGCUGGGCGCUGCUCUACCACGUGCUCGUACUCUUGGAGCUACCUAAGCGGCAGAACUGGGAUUUCGCAGGGGUGUUGCGCCUAUGUCCUAGUGCUGUCUUCACCAUGUCACUGCUGUCCCCAAUGGCAGACGAUACAGAAAAAGACCAUGAUGCCAAAUUAGCUUCUUUCAAAGAACAAGAUGCUGGGGUCCUUCCCAUGGGAGGUGUGAUACAUGGUCUGAACAAACCAGUUCUGGAAUUCAUUCUUCACUGCUCUAGGAGCAAGAUGGAGUUGCAGCCAUGGAUGAUGCCCACGAGGGCCCCUGGAUAA